GUCGCUAGAUCGAAUAAAUCGUUAAUCGAUCAUAUGCAAUCACAAAUAUAAUGACUGAACACUAGUUGCAAUACAUUUGAGAAUUGUGAACACAAAAAUAUGUGAUUUUGAUCGUAAUAGUACAGCUUUUAUUUAGUGAAUUCUAGUUUGAUUUUUUUUAGUUAAUAUUUAUAUAAAUAUAUUAAGAUGUAUCUUAAUUUGAACCGCUUAAAGAAAUGUGUUACUACAUAUUCCAAAUACACAGUUUCGUAUUCGACUCAAACUCAUUUUGGUUUUCAAACAGUAAAUGAAUCUGAAAAAUCUCAAAAAGUACACAAAGUGUUUGAAAGUGUAGCAGAUUCAUAUGAUGCUAUGAAUGAUGUUAUGAGCUGUGGAAUACAUAGGCUAUGGAAAGAUGAAUUUAUAAGGAUAUUAGAUCCCACUCCAAAAACACGGUUAUUAGAUGUUGCUGGUGGAACGGGAGAUAUUGCAUUUAGAUAUUUAAAUUAUAUAUCUGAUAUGGAAGGAGAUGGACAUGUGACAAUUGCAGAUAUUAACGGGUCAAUGUUAGAAGAAGGAAAAAAGAGAGCAGCAAAAUUAAAACUGAACCAAGAACAUAUUUUAUGGAAAGAAUGUGAUGCUGAGAAUUUGCCGAUAGAUGGUGAUUCAUACUCCGCUUACACAAUUGCAUUUGGUAUUCGAAACGUGACACAUAUUGAUAAAGCAUUAGAUGAGGCCUAUAGAGUUCUUGAACCAGGUGGUAGAUUUCUUUGUUUAGAAUUUAGUCAAGUCAAUCCGGAAGUUUUAAGAUGGUUGUAUGAUCAAUAUUCGUUCAAUGUAAUACCAUUAAUGGGGCAUAUAGUAGCUGGUCAAUGGAAACCUUACCAAUACCUUGUUGAGAGCAUUAGAAAAUUUCCAUCACAAGAUGACUUUAGGUAUAUGAUAGAGACUGCAGGUUUUAGAUGCGUCACAUACACAAAUUUAACAUUUGGUGUAGUAGCAAUUCACUCAGGAUUCAAGUUAUAAAUAUUUCCAAUUAUAUCAAAAACAAAUUGUAAAUAAUUAAUUAUGAUGCUUUAAUUAAAUGUGAUUAUAGAACUGUUAAUUUAAUUUUAGAAUUUAUUAAUCAUUAAAAGUUAAGACACUACUUGAAACAUUCUUGUUUACGCCAGUCGGAGAACACAAAAUACAUUAUAAUAUAAAUCUCGUCACAAAAAAAAAGUUAUAAUAUAUAAAUUAAAAAAAAAAAAACAAA
Messenger RNA from Adelges cooleyi (spruce gall adelgid), 1234 nucleotides. RefSeq names its product 2-methoxy-6-polyprenyl-1,4-benzoquinol methylase, mitochondrial (gene Coq5). Gene Ontology annotation, biological process: ubiquinone biosynthetic process. The record is from RefSeq and is a predicted model, not a curated record. The transcript is spliced from 6 exons. Gene Ontology annotation, molecular function: methyltransferase activity. The coding region runs from base 187 to 1005 and encodes 272 amino acids. Lineage: Eukaryota; Metazoa; Arthropoda; Insecta; Hemiptera; Adelgidae.